Messenger RNA from Fusarium odoratissimum NRRL 54006, 2567 nucleotides. RefSeq lists its product as uncharacterized. Gene Ontology annotation, biological process: DNA-templated transcription; regulation of DNA-templated transcription. NCBI's taxonomy places the organism in Eukaryota, Fungi, Ascomycota, Sordariomycetes, Hypocreales, Nectriaceae. The transcript is spliced from 3 exons. Gene Ontology annotation, molecular function: DNA-binding transcription factor activity, RNA polymerase II-specific; zinc ion binding; DNA binding. The record is from RefSeq and is a predicted model, not a curated record. The coding region runs from base 101 to 2245 and encodes 714 amino acids.
AGCAAUUGUGCAACUCUGCGUCCAUGAUGGGCCCUUCUGCAACAAUCUCAUCAUAUCAAUCGUACCAUUUUCGCUCCACUAUUUCUCGAAACCUUGCAUAAUGUCUUCUCGGGACAAUGACGUGAUAAUGGUCGCAGACGAUGGAUCCAGUCAACGACAACCCAAGUCGUUAGCAAAAGCCUGUACGGCCUGUCGGACCAAGAAGAUCCGUUGUGACGCUGCAAAGCCUGGAUGUGGAAACUGUGUCAGUCAAAAACGCGAAUGUAUCUAUCGGAGAGAAACUCCACGAAAAAGACCUACGUUUUCGCAGAUCGGUAAAUUGCAACGAGACCUGGCAACUUUCAAAGUGUUCCUGUUUACUCUCAAGAGAAGUGGUCCGGAGGAGCGGGAGAAAUUACUUAAUGCAGCUGUUGAUGAAGAUGGGGCUGUCAACUUGCUAGCGUCAACUGAGGCUGACCCUGCAGGAGAGGCUUCAUCACGAAAGGUCACAAGUCAACCUACUGAUAGAAAGGCCACUACACCAAUAGUAUCAUCAGAUGAUGAGCUAAAUAUUGCAAACUUUAUAUCCGUCGAUGAUGCUGGCACAACAAACAGCUUCGGUCCAUCGUCUGCUCUCCACAAUCCUGCAAGGAACGAUAAAGGAACCCCAUCAUCCCGCCAAUCUACAACAACAGAGCAUGUCAAGAAUGAAUUAAUAGCCAAUGCCGCCUUGCAACGGCACCUCGAGCACAGACUUACAAGACACGCAACAAUUGCUGGAGAGCCAACAGAACUUGCACUUCAUCUGCUAAACUUGCACUGGGCUCGUCAGCAUCACACUUUUCUGCUGACAUAUCGGCCAGCUGUCAUGCGAGACUUGGAGUGUUCCGGCCCAUACUGCUCUACUUUCAUGCUCAAUGCCAUAUUCGCAUGCUCUAGCAAGUUCUCUCCGCGAUCUGACGUUAGGGACGACCCAGAUGAUCCAUCCAGCGUUGGCCGUCGUUUCUUCAAGCGCUGUGAUGAGCUUCUUAGCAGCGAAAGUCUCCUCACUAGACCGCAUAUAUCAACAAUUGUGGGACUUGUCCUUCUGGGCUCGACGUAUAAUGCUCGCGGAGAGACGUCCAAAGGCUGGCUAUAUACAGGAUACGCCCUACGAAUGGUUUAUGAUCUUGGUCUUCAUCUCGAUCCCAGGCAGACUAUAGAAGAUCCUGAAGAGAUUGAGAUCCGGCGACGGGUUUUCUGGGGCGCUUUUGUCUGCGAUAAGCUCCAGAGUCUCUAUAUGGGUCGUCCAGUUGCAAUCAAUCUACGUGACUCACAAGUAUCUCGCGAAUUCCUUGACUUGUACGAGGAAAUGGAGCCAUUUUAUCCUUCAGCCUUGGCUACAGGCUCGUCCACAUCCAGGCUUGAUGAAAACAUGGGCGAUGCAAUUCCGAGACAUUCCGUUUCGACUUUUCAGCAAUUAUGUCUCCUCUCCAAGAUAAUGACGACAAUUAUCAAUCGCUUCUAUGUGGUCGGGGCCACGUUCUCAAAUGCUCAAACCGAUCUACAAAAGAUUGAGCAGGCCUUGCAGCAUUGGCGAGACAAGCUACCGUUAGAGCUAGAUUUCCAACCAUGGUUGUCAACGAGCACUGCGGUUCAAACACCCAACAUCAUGGUUCUUCACAACGUCUAUCACUCUCUUAUCAUUCUUGUCCAUCGACCAUUCAUCUCAGAUGAUCAUCUUCGAUCCACUGCCACGUCGGGACGGUCAUGGGAGCAAUGCACUGUUGCAGCCAGAUGCAUCACCAAUAUAGCCUCAGUCUACAAGUCAACCUAUGGGCUCAAUGGGGCUCCUUAUGUGCUCGCGUACACGGUGUAUGUGGCGUGCACAAUUCACGUCCGUAAUGCAGCUUCUCAGAGCCAAGCAGGUGACCAUUUAUCGAUGCUCAAGUCCAGCUUGGAGUGCCUGGAUGAACUAUGCACGGCAAAUCCUGGUGUUGCAAAACCAGCAAACAGCAUCAGACGCUUAAUUGAGGCCAAGCAAUUGAACUUGGUCACCGAAGCGCACUCUCUUAGGCAAAGUGGUAUGUCAUUUGACUUGGACAUAAUUCAGAGCACGUUUUCGGUUACUGAAUGGUCCAAUACGGGAUCUGAUAUGUUUCGCAUGGCCGAUUUUGAGUAUGGUCUACCAAUCGAUCCCUUGUUUGGUUGGAUAAAUGUCUCGACUCCAUUGCUGGAAGAAGAGACGCCAGCUUUAAGCAAUACUCAGUUACUCCAUCAACCAUAGCAGUAACGGAGAAUCACCUUGUAAAAGCAGCUAUAAGGUUCUAGGCUUGCAUCUUCCUGUAGAUGCGAGGGCUUUGCGUCGGGCACAGGAUUGGACAAGCCGACACCGGGGACAAUGACAAAGUCGCUGACAAUCUCGACCAAGCCAUAUAGGUAGUGGUAAGGCGCAAAAUUGCCAAGUUUGAUUAUCCCCUCGACAAUACCACCAUUCAAAGUCACAAUAUAGUGCGAAUCCGAGGAUAUUUCUACCUUUGUACAUCUUUUAGUCACUGCAGCUGGGAAACUUAAAAUGCUCAGCGGCGCCGCUUCUAUUUGCGGAAAGC